Lactuca sativa (garden lettuce) is the source of this 1324-nucleotide messenger RNA. RefSeq lists its product as uncharacterized. Gene Ontology annotation, cellular component: histone deacetylase complex. NCBI's taxonomy places the organism in Eukaryota, Viridiplantae, Streptophyta, Magnoliopsida, Asterales, Asteraceae. Gene Ontology annotation, molecular function: protein binding; transcription coregulator activity. Gene Ontology annotation, biological process: regulation of DNA-templated transcription. The record is from RefSeq and is a predicted model, not a curated record.
UGUAAAUUUUACAAUUUAACAAGUACAAUCAUUAUCUUGUAACAAAAAAGAGAGUCAUUAUUAUAUCUUCUUUGAUUCAUUUAUUGGUUCAUUUAUUGCUACCAAACAAGAGUCUGUGAAUGAUAUGGAGAUUAAUGAAUACUCUGUGGGGUCAUCUUGCAUUCAACAUUCCCUUAAACUGUCUCAUGUCAGAAUUUUUUAAAAUAUUCAAAAUCUUUAAGCAUAAAAACAGAAAACACACACACACCCUCUCUCACACACUAACCAUUUCAAGUUGGCUUUAUCUCAAAAGGGUCUGAAUUUCUUUGUUGGUAUACCCUUAAUCUUUAUUCCUUUUCAGAUUCUUGAUUAAUUUUGAUUAGCUGAAGACUUAUAAGAAAAGAAUAAGAUUUGUGGGAAAGAUUUAAGGGAAAUGGUGGAAUCUGAGGUGUAUUCUUCUAGAAUCUUCUCACAUUUUCGAGAAGAAAUUGGUGAAGAAGAGCUUUCUGUUCUUCCAAGACAUACAAAAGUUAUUGUAACUGGAAACAACCGAACAAAAUCGGUUUUGGUUGGUCUUCAAGGUGUUGUCAAAAAGGCUGUUGGCCUAGGUGGUUGGCAUUGGCUGGUUUUGAAGAAUGGAGUGGAAGUGAAGCUACAAAGGAAUGCUUUGAGUGUUCUUGAACCCCCUACAGGUCAUGAAGAAGAUGGAGAAUAUGAAUUUGAUAAUUCUAGUUGUGGCUCUGAUGUUGGUGAAAAAGACAAUUUCUUUUCUGGUGCUAUGGAGUUCAGCAAAGCAAGCAAGCCUAGGGUUCGAUACACAAGACCAUGGGGUCAAGGUCAAGGUCAAGGUCAAUCUCAGUCAACAAAACAUUUUAAUCGUAUUGGUUCCAAAGAAGUUCAAUCCAAUACGAAUCCAUCUUACACAAAAGUCAACUUCGCGAAGCUUGGAUUUGACACACUGUGGCGAUAUUAUAGCACCUUCAACCUUGGAAACAUACAUUCUAAUCCAACAAAGGAACAACUGGUGAUUGCAAUCCAAAAGCAUUUUGCUUCACAGCGAGUGAGUGAAGUGGAAGUGAUAAUGGAGUUCGUUCAUGCUGCAAAAAGACAGAAAAAAGGAAGAACACACAGGGAAACAAGUUGAAAGGAUCCGUGUGCUUUGUUUGUAUAAUCUAAUCUAAUCGAACACGUAAAUUGUUUGUGCUAACUGAUUUAGCUCUUACUUAGGAACCAAGUAACUCUAGAGAUAGGAAAACUUAUUAGUCAAGCAAUUCGAUACUCUUGCGAGAUUUAACCGUGUAAUAUAUCGCUCUAUGCCUCGGUUUAUAAAGCUUAAUUUCCUCUA